Molecule: messenger RNA, 1128 nt
Organism: Pseudovirgaria hyperparasitica
Lineage: Eukaryota; Fungi; Ascomycota; Dothideomycetes; Acrospermales; Acrospermaceae
Exons: 1
Coding region: 260-982 (240 amino acids)
Source: RefSeq, a predicted model, not a curated record
GAGCCAAGCUCGCACAGGCCUUGGCGUACCACCACUGCUGUCAAUAUCAAACAGAUCCCGACACGACGUUCACCGAUAUAUGACAGCUUUGUAUUCCAAAAUAGACGUCCUACCGGGCCCCGGUGCGGUGACACGAGGUUUUGUGUCCAUCAUUGGUCCCCCAAGCAGCAGCCAGCAGAAGCAGAUGAUCGACGCAGGCCUGCCUCGAGUCUCGAGUGCGCCACCCGAGCUGCGGACAUAGGUAGGUAGGUGUGUGUGCAUGAGGCAGCCCGAGCAUGAUACCAACUGCCUUGACGAGACCCCACCUCGGACCCCAAUAGCCGCAAUUCUCACUCUCUCUCUCACUCUCAGUAGCGUUCAACCUCAAGCAAUCAAACUAAUUGUGCUGUUUUUCCAUACGUCCUCUGCCCGUCCUGCAUGGCGCGGCAUGGGCGUAGCACUAGAACUAGUCCUCGACCCACUCUGUCGGUCGCGGCUCUUCAGAUGGGAUCUACGUACUCGACCAUACCCAGUUCCAGUUUCGCGAACCCCUCUCUCUCUCUCCCACCCCUGGACCUCGCUGUGCCCCUGCGCCUUGACAGACGAGGUCAUCCCCGUCUCGUCGUCGACUCUCUCUCGUCACCAGAAAGGGGAGGGAGGGGGGAGAAAGCGCCACUCUUUUUUUUUCUGGCCCUUCUUACUUCCUACUACUCCUUCUUCUUCAUCGUUUCACAACCUACGGACAUUGCUUCCAAGUCGAGGCGGCAUCGCCGCGUCUCACUCAUCAACUCUCCCUCCCUCCCCCCCCUUGCUUUCGCGCAGACUGCAAUAUGGAAAAAGUUGGUCUUGCGUGGCAGCGAGACAUGUAUUUUUCGGCUAUUCGACGAGGCGGGCGUCGCCCGUUUUUCAUAUACGCAAUCGCAAUCGCAAUCGCAAUCGCACAGUGCGGCGCGUGAUGCCUUUUUUUUGUUGCUGCUUUGCGAGAUCUAAUAAACAAUGCUAAUGAUAAUAGCAGCAAUACUAAGAUAAUAGCGCCGACGCCCGGAGGGACGAUCAAUCGAUCGAUGAUCUCUCUCUCUCUCUCUCCCUUUCUCCAAUGUUGACAGCUCCCUCCCCUUCAUCUCCCUCUCUGGCGCACCCUCUGGCGUC